Molecule: messenger RNA, 505 nt
Organism: Schistocerca americana (American grasshopper)
Lineage: Eukaryota; Metazoa; Arthropoda; Insecta; Orthoptera; Acrididae
Exons: 4
Coding region: 74-484 (136 amino acids)
Source: RefSeq, a predicted model, not a curated record
GAGAACGCCCCCUUAGCCCUUGCUGCCCUUAAGGGACUGCUGCUCAGGGCGCCGUGUUAGUGCAACAGCCGAGAUGAUCGCAAUAGCAUCGCCACUCGCGACCGUCAGUGUCUUCUUGCUCGUGCUGGUAGUGUCAGAAAUAUCCUGUCAGGAAUCAAACCUCUAUCACAGACGUCUAAGCAACCUAGCCACAUUUCCAGUGCAUUUCAUGCUGCUGAAGAAAGAUGGUUCUUAUCAUUUUGGCUAUGACACAGGCUUUUCUUAUAGAGAGGAACAUCGUUGGCCAACAGGUAUUGUUGAAGGCCAGUUUGGGUAUGAGGACCCACCAGGGACUCUUAGGGUGACACACUAUACUGCAGGCAGCCAUGGCUACAGGGCAACAGAAACUCUUCGUUAUUUGGUCCACACAGACGAACGCUACCAUUUAACGGGGCCAUUACCAUUCAGCAGGCACAACAAGCCAAUAUAUUAUUUACAUUUGUAAGGAUAUUAAUGUUAAUUUAGA